AAAGAUCUUAGCGGUGCGCACCCUGAAGAGGUUGAGUUGUUGCAUAUUGGAAAGAGUUUUGAGAAUAGGGACAUAUUCGCUGUAAAACUAAAGUUGAAUAAAGUUAACAUUUCCAAGAAAAGACACAGACCGAAGGUCAUAAUAGAAGGAGGAAGCCAUGGAAGGGAGUGGAUAUCUCCAGCGGUAGUGACCUUUAUGAUACACGCAUUAGUAAACGCUAACAAAUCCAACAGCGAAGAGUUGAAGCUGGUAGCACCCAUGUACGACUGGUUUUUCGUUCCUGUAAUGAACCCGGAUGGAUAUGUGUAUUCACAAACACAAGAUCGAUUGUGGAAGAAAAAUCGCCGUGGUGGUUAUGGUGUCGAUUUAAACCGAAAUUUUGGAAUUUUAUUUGGAAAUCAGGGAGCCAAAAGGGAUAAAAGAGAUGAUGAAUACUGCGGUACAGAAGCUUUUUCUGAACCGGAAUCCGCUGCUAUGGCAACGCUAGCGAGGGAUAAUAGUUUCAGCCUGGAGUAUUAUCUGUCUUUUCAUGCUUAUGGACAGUACAUAAUUCUUCCUUACUCCUUUUCAAAGAUGUACGAAGAUAAUUACAAUAGUACGGUAAGAAAAAAAAAAUUGGCUGACGCGAUGGCUCAAAAACUAUUAACAAAAUAUCAAAUUCAAUAUAAAGUUGGCACUAACUUUGAUACACAAGGAUAUUUAGCGUCAGGAGUAAGCGCAGACUGGGUAAAAAAAGCAAUUAACGUUCCCCACGUGGCAACCAUCAUGUUACCAGACACAGGAGCAUUUGGGUUCGCAUUGCCAACAGAUCAGAUCCUGCCCACUUGCCAAGCCACCCUGGAUGGCUUGCUAGCGUUUCUAGAUCCGCCAAACCCCGAAGAUGAAGACGCUAAACUGAAACUAAACCUUGAUGGCAGAAGGUUAGGAGAUAUGCCAGAAGAAGACGAUUCUUUAAUUUUUGAUGAUAGUGCUACUCUGGAGAACUAUGCCUCUUCAAGAAUUUUAUUUGUUUGUAAUGUGAUUGUGUAUAUUUUUAGCAGAUUCUGAUAAAUGUG
This is a messenger RNA of Cydia splendana, 1055 nucleotides long. RefSeq names its product carboxypeptidase O-like. Gene Ontology annotation, molecular function: zinc ion binding; metallocarboxypeptidase activity. Lineage: Eukaryota; Metazoa; Arthropoda; Insecta; Lepidoptera; Tortricidae. The record is from RefSeq and is a predicted model, not a curated record. The transcript is spliced from 7 exons. Gene Ontology annotation, biological process: proteolysis. The coding region runs from base 196 to 1047 and encodes 283 amino acids.